AUGGAGCCAGCCGCUCUUGCUCGAUGCCACGAUACACAACACCAAGUUCCUUUUCGACUUGCUGUUCAUCACGUCGAUGGCUUCCAUGGAGCAGAGGAAAGUAUGCCAUCUUCAUCUAGGCAGAUAGCUGGACGGCCAGGAGCUGUCGUCCUGCUACCCUAUGCCAAUGGAUGCGCCUCCCAGAUGGCUAGCAACGCCAGAUCCAGCUGGAAAGGACUCUACGGGGGUGAGAGGUGGAUAACAAUAGCAAGAAGGAGCAUGCCAUCGAGGAGUGCAAGCAGCGGCACUCCUCCGCAAUGGGGUAUGGCUGCAGGGGAGGGGACACGGCCAACGACAGGAAGAAGGAGCAAGUCGUCGAGGAGUACAAGCAGCAGGUUUCCUGUGACUGGAAGUCUGAAAAUGAAGAUAGGGCAUAUUGUUUUGGUUCUGUGGCCGGAGAUAUUGUGGCUUGAUUUCCCUAGAGCAAUCGGACCCUUCCAAGAUAGAAGAUAA
Molecule: messenger RNA, 492 nt
Organism: Triticum turgidum subsp. durum (durum wheat)
Lineage: Eukaryota; Viridiplantae; Streptophyta; Magnoliopsida; Poales; Poaceae
Source: the annotation of a GenBank genome assembly